Molecule: messenger RNA, 347 nt
Organism: Caenorhabditis elegans
Lineage: Eukaryota; Metazoa; Nematoda; Chromadorea; Rhabditida; Rhabditidae
Gene: Y17D7B.10
Exons: 4
Coding region: 193-252 (19 amino acids)
Source: RefSeq, marked reviewed
GGGUCUGGCUACUGAUAAGGAGAUACGCAGAGACCUGAAUAGGACCCCUCUAUAAAAGAGCUUCGCUGAGCCAGCUAGCUUCAUUAUUUUUUCCUUCGGAUGCUUGUGUGGCGUCCCCUUUUCCCCUGAUGCUAGGGGGUAUUUUUAUUAAUUUUUACUAAUUUUUAAUAUUCAAAAAGCCAAUUUUACGGGAUGAAUUAUCCACAAUCAGCUGUCGUGCAAAACGAAAAAUAUCAACUACUCAGCCGUUAGCCGUCUACUUGAACAUUUGAUGCUAUUGAAAUACAGACAACUGCCACAGUAAUGAAAAAACUUUAAUUUUUUUUGCAAUAAACGUGUUUAUUUAA